AGAAACCAUAACCAGAGGGAGUAUUCCUAUUUCCAAGAAAAAACUUUGGAACAUCCUAUUCGAAAUUCUCUCCGAUGCUAAAACCACCAAAACCUUAAAAAUAACCUAAAGAUGGCAAAAAACCCAUAAAAUAAAUUAUACUAUAUUCAUCUUUGUUCUAAAAUCGAGAAUGAAAGAACCGGCAAAGAUCCUGACCCAGUUGCCGAAACGGGCCCUCGAUCUCGAUUGGAAGCUCCUGCUUCUCCUUCUAUUUUCCGUCACCUUUCUCGUCUACGUUUCUCUCUCCGCCUCCUCCUCCGCCGCAUUAUCUCUUUCUCUUAGCCGUUUUUCCUCUUUAAAUUCCAUAUUCCGCGGCCGCGCCCCGCCUACCCGAGCCGAGCCCCGGCCCGGGACCCAUCUGAACGGGUCGAGAAUUGCCGUUUGUUUGGUGGGCGGGGCCCGCAGGUUCGAGCUCACGGGCCCGUCCAUCGUGGAGAGAAUCCUCCGGGUCUACGAAAGUUCGGAUCUUUUUCUCCACAGCCCGUUGGAUGCGAACUCGUUCAAGCUUCUGCUGUUGAACGAUGCGCCGAGGAUUGCUGCUGUGAAAAUAUUCAAACCCGAACCCAUACCCGAGACCGAGUCGGAGGCCCGGGUUAUGGCGGCUGCCAACUCGCCCAACGGCAUACAGGGCUUGUUGCAGUAUUUCAAUCUGGUAGAGGGCUGCCUAAAAAUGGUCAAAGCCUACCAAGAAGAGAACAAUUUCACUUAUGAUUGGGUCAUCCGAACAAGAGUUGAUGGUUAUUGGUCUGGACCAUUAGGGCCCGAAAACUUCAUUCCGGGCCAAUAUGUAAUUCCACCGGGCUCGUCUUACGGUGGCCUAAAUGAUCGAUUUGGAGUGGGAGACUACAACACCUCAGUCGUAGCACUUUCAAGGCUCUCCUUAAUCCCUCAGCUCGACUCGGCUGGGUUGACUCAGCUCAACUCGGAGGCUGCUUUCAAGGCCCAACUUACCACCCAAAAGGUCCAAUUCACUACUAAGCCUCUCCCUUUUUGUAUAGUUACAGAUCGUGAAUAUGCAUUUCCUCCGGCCCGUUUUGGGGUGCCUGUGGCCGCGUUGUCUAGCUCAGGCCCACUUAGUGGCGCCAAGUGUAGGCCCUGCAGGCCCGUAUGUACUCGAUCUUGUGUUGGGCCUGUCAUGAAUAGGCUUGAUCAAGGGUGGAGCUGGACUGAGUGGGCUGGAAACACACUUGAGCUUUGUGAUGCACACAGUACGUGGGAAAAUGGGUGGGAGAAAUUGUUUGAUAAAGUUGCUGGGGAAAAACUGGCUUCUGCGAGGAAGAAAGUUGGGGCUUUGGAUAUGGGCCGAUGCAUUGAUGGAUUUGAUAGAAUGAAGAGACGGACGGCCCAUUGGCAUGGGACUGCACCAGAGGAAAUUUGCAGGCUGGGCCUGAAGUUGAGGUGAUGACCAAGCAGAUGCAUAACACUGUGGGUGUAGUUUGAAUUUUCUUUACUUCUGUUUUUACAUAUUUCUCUUUUGAUUUUUUGGGCUUGUAAAGUCGAGGGGUUUUUCAGGUUUAACACACAGAUCACAUCACACUGCUAUUUAGUAUAUACAUAUAUCAUUCUGCACGAUUGUAUAUACUAUCUUAGGUUUCAUUGUUAGAAUAAAUAUAGAAAUUUUGUUACUUUUAAAUGGUGCACUCG
Striga asiatica is the source of this 1683-nucleotide messenger RNA. NCBI's taxonomy places the organism in Eukaryota, Viridiplantae, Streptophyta, Magnoliopsida, Lamiales, Orobanchaceae. The record is from the annotation of a GenBank genome assembly.